AUGGACGCUGCCAGCGUUCCUACAAAAAACACAAACCCUUUGAGAAGCAGCUCUUCGAAAGCAUGUAGACGUAGCAACAGGGUUAGCUUCUUUGAUUGGUUUUACCAAUUCAGUAUCCUACUCCAGAGGAGCCUCAAAGAAAGAAAACACGAAUCCUUCAACACUCUGAGAGUCUUUCAGGUUAUUGCUGCAGCACUAUUAUCUGGUUUAAUGUGGUGGCACUCAGAUUACAGGAACAUUCAAGAUAGGCUUGGCCUACUCUUCUUCAUUUCCAUCUUCUGGGGAGUCUUCCCGUCUUUCAAUUCAGUAUUUGCAUUCCCUCAAGAACGUGCCAUCUUCAUGAAAGAGCGAGCUUCUGGGAUGUACACAUUGUCCUCCUAUUUCAUGGCUCGAAUUGUUGGGGACCUGCCCAUGGAGCUUAUUCUUCCCACGGUUUUCCUCAUUAUUGCGUAUUGGAUGGGUGGAUUAAAGCCAGAUUUUUGGGCUUUUGUGUUGACUUUGUUGGUUGUGCUUGGAUACGUGAUGGUGUCACAGGGUCUUGGGCUUGCUUUAGGUGCAGCAAUAAUGGAUGCCAAACAGGCUUCCACAGUGGCAGCAGUGACGAUGCUAGCAUUUGUGUUGACAGGUGGAUACUAUGUCCAUAAGGUGCCAUCUUGCAUGGCUUGGAUCAAAUAUAUAUCCACAACCUUCUACUGUUAUAGGCUUCUGACUAGAAUCCAAUAUGAGGAUGGUAAGAAGAUAUCGUAUCUAUUAGGUUGCUAUCAUGGUGAUAAGGGUGGCUGCAGGUUUGUUGAAGAGGAUGUGGUGGGGCAAAUUGGCACUCUGGGAUGCAUUGCGGUGAUGCUUUUCAUGUUUGUGUUCUACAGAUUAUUGGCUUACCUUGCCUUGAGACGCAUCAAAAGUUGA
Messenger RNA from Sphenostylis stenocarpa, 906 nucleotides. Lineage: Eukaryota; Viridiplantae; Streptophyta; Magnoliopsida; Fabales; Fabaceae. The record is from the annotation of a GenBank genome assembly.